UCACAGCUCGUGCUUUCAGCUAAUUAGCUAAAGCGCAUUCGUUAAUAUGGACCGAGUCGGCAAUGUUUCAUCAGAAACUAACAAGCAACAAGGCUAAAGACGAAUAUAAAUUAAAUUGUUACAGUUUCUCUUGAGUUCAUGCUCGGCUGAGUGACGUCAUAGCUCACCUGUGGGUGGGAUCUGGGAUUAGCUGUAGCCGCAGGUAAUAGCCAAACAUUGGGGGAAGAGAGAGAGAGMCUGUUUUGUUUAGGUUUUCUAACUAAAUAAGACACGAAUGAGGGGUUGGGUCGUUCGGUCGCGGCUCCGGACUUUAGGUUUUCAGAGUUUCUUGUUCGGUGGAUAAAAAGAAAAGCGGGGGGGAAACACACCUGGAAGUUUGUGUGGGGUUUCGACAUCCGUCAGGUUUUUUUUCUUCUUCUUCGGUUUGAAGCGCGGAGCAGCGAGGAGUUGUUGUCUGUGAGACUUCCGCGGUUUGAAGUUAUCAAGGACACAAAACAACCACGACUGUUUCUUCUUAUGCGGUUCCAGGUAUUUUGAGCCAUGCCUGGCCAAAGCACGGGGACUCCCCAGACGUCCCACCACCACAAACCGCACACCUACCGCUCCAACACGGACAAGUACCGGCAAAACCGAACUAUAUACCGGGAGAGCACGGCCAAGCAAGACUCGUAUAAGAAUCAUCACGUGGAGCAUAUCAAUGUACAUCCCAGGUAUGCAGAAAACAAAUAUGGCCACAGCAAAGGACACCCGCGCAACGGUACGGCCAGGAGCUCAGAGACUAUAGGAUUUAUCCCAGGGUCAGCAGACAGCACGCCGACCAGCAGAGACACAUGUGGCUCCUGUGCCUCGAUGGGAUGGAGUAGCUGCAAGGCUCUUCUCUGCUGUUUACUGACCUGUGGGUUUUAUGGCAGCCGAGAACCUUGUCUCCCCGUUAACGAGAGCUCCACGGACCACCCGCCCAAAUCAGGCAGCGACCCCCCUAAUGGCACGGCUAUGAGCAACCCAACCUGUGGCAUCCCUCUGGAGUCCAACAAGCCCACAAAGACUCCCAAGUUACCCUCGAAUGAAAGCUUCCGUUACCAGGACGUGCGUUUCAGAGGGGAGAUCGUAAAAUACUCCGUCAAUGACCCCAAACGGAGCCGCGCGCCCGUCAAGGGGGAAAGCCAGCGACCGGUCAGCAACACCAGCCUGUUGUCCAACGACUACUACGACGUGGACGACCCAUGCGACAGCACAGACGUGGACUCGCUGAUAACCAAGAAGCUGCUGGAGCUCUACGCCCUUCACCAGAUCGAGGAGCUGGCCAAGUGCACGUCCGACUCGUCCUUCUCCCGCAAGACCAACGAGAUCAGCGAGCUCAUCUACAGCAUCGCCCAGAACUACAACCUGGAGGAGCAGGAGGCCGAGUGCAAGCUGGUGCACGGGGUCAUCCGCAUCAGCACGCGGAAGGCCAAGAAGAAGGCCAGCCACCAGUCGACGGGACACCGUCCCAACGGCAGGAGCGACGGGACGCUCCCCGACAGCGGCAACGAGACCAUGACCUGCAGCAGUGAAUAUCCAGAGGUGAAAGUAUCCGAGCAGACGCCAUCAGAUGAGCUGGCACGAAAAAUGCGGCAGUACAGCGGGAGAGCGUAUUCCUCCACAGCCUACUCGCCCUACCUUCACGACACCGGAACGCACUCCUCAGGUGCUCCUCUGCUUAUUUAAAGGGGGAGAUUAGAAAAAGAUAAAUCAUGUAGCCAAACAGACGAUGUUACUCCUCUGUUGUCUUUUAUGCUGUUACUGAGCGGAGCACCUUUCCUUGGAUGGUUACAGUUCUCCUUUUAAUGGUCACUUUGUUCUUUUUUUGUUUUGUUUUUUUGUUUGUUUUAUGACCAACAGAGGAAACUUUUUUUUUUAACCCUACGGCGGGGUUAUAAGUUUUUAUAAACUUGUAUACAGUGUUUAAGUUUUAGAGAGAGGGAUGACUUCUCUGAAAGCAAACUGAGCAGUCAGAAAGGAUCAAGGCUGAUGGCAGGACAUAACCGUCCUCAUUCUUGUCUUUGUUUCUGUUUUUACAAGUUGUGUUCUUUAUGUGAGAGCCUAUUGUCUUCUACCAUUUCUUUAGUCUGCUGACAUGUAUUUUUUUUAAUUACUCAACUGAAAAUGGUAUUGUUACAUGUAUAAGCCAUAUUUUUAAUGUAAAUACUCCCAAGUCAUUGUUACUUUGUGCCAUUUGGUUAAAUUUUUUGUUUUUAUAARGUGCAUUAAGUCUUAUUUUAAAAUAAAAAUAUCAUUGCUUGUUUAAGCUUUUCAUAUGGUUUUAAUAAAGAGACAACAACAAAAACUA
Molecule: messenger RNA, 2329 nt
Organism: Austrofundulus limnaeus
Lineage: Eukaryota; Metazoa; Chordata; Actinopteri; Cyprinodontiformes; Rivulidae
Gene: kdf1a
Product: keratinocyte differentiation factor 1a
Exons: 4
Coding region: 541-1707 (388 amino acids)
Biological process (GO): regulation of epidermal cell division; keratinocyte development
Cellular component (GO): cell junction
Source: RefSeq, a predicted model, not a curated record